Hibiscus syriacus is the source of this 990-nucleotide messenger RNA. RefSeq lists its product as uncharacterized. The transcript has a single exon. Lineage: Eukaryota; Viridiplantae; Streptophyta; Magnoliopsida; Malvales; Malvaceae. Bases 1 to 990 code for a protein of 329 amino acids. The record is from RefSeq and is a predicted model, not a curated record.
AUGUCUGAAAAGAUCUUAAUGGCUGCUCUCAUGGCUGCUCUGGUCUGUCAUCCCAGUUCCUCCAUUAAGUGCUUUAAACCCAAACCCAAACCAUCUUCCUCACAAAGAGAAAAUACAUCAAAAUCCAACAGCAAAAAAGAUGUUUGGACCUGUUCUUCUCUUCCCAUAACCUCUGUCUUUUCUCAUUGUUCCAACAUGAACACAACAUUAACACACCCCAGUCCUGUCCCUUCAACGAACAGCACAGAUUCGUGUCUGGUUUCGAAACUCUGCGAAAAGGACCCGGCUUUUCGAGUUGUCGAAACCAUGUUCAUGUCCGGUUGGGACGGUAAAGCCGGACCCAAAAUCGAGAAAAUAUUGAAGAUCAAUCAUAACGUCGGUGUUCUCAAGAGGUUUGAAGAGUAUAGGGAGAUUGUUAAAUCCAAGUCUGCAAAUAUUUCUCGGAGAUUGGCUGUUGAUGGCAAUGAACUGUUAAGGUUCCAUGGUGCCAUUGUUACUUGUUCCUUAGGUAACAAUGAGUUGUCAAGGAUUUGUAGCAGGGAAACUUGUGGGGUUUGCAGAAUGGUCCAGUUAGUCGGGUCGACGGGUGAGGAAUCGGUGGUGUUAAGCAACAAUAGCCGACGAGCACAUCGGAGAGUUACGAAGGAAUGCGAUGUUAAUAAUAAGAUUGCUCGGAGAGUUACGAAGGAAUACGGUGUUAAUAAUAAGAUUUGUGCUAGGAAAGCUGUUGUUGUUUGCCAAGUAAUUGCCGGAAGGGUCGCUCGGUGUUGCCGACAAGGUCUCGGACUCGUUGAAGGACGAGAAGGCGGGUUCGAUUCGGUGGCAAGUUUGUCUAAAGAUCCAUUGGAAGGCUCCGAAGAACUUAUUACUUUGAAUGCAAGGGCUAUGCUCCCAUGCUUUGUGAUUUUAUAUAAUGUCACACACAAAAAUAUUUUAGGUCGAAAUCUAGCAUGUCUUAAUCUGAGUUUUAAUUCAACUCUUAUCUUUUAA